GUUAGGGUUUUGGUGUCUAGUGAAAUGGGUAAUGGCUGUGUAGAAAAUAAAAAUGCUGUCACUACAGUAAACCCCUGGUUAUUCUCCAGUAUCCACCUGAUAGUGGUCAUUCAGUGACUGAAACAUUUUGUAGAACUGACUACAUCUGUACAAUUAAAGUCUGUAUGAUUGUAUACAGUUAUAUAGUGAUCAUUUGUCUCCUAUCCAGAUUAAACCUUGAACAGUUUCAACCUGUGUGUGUCACAUCAAGGAGAAUAAAAUAGGCUGGGCAUGUAGCACUGUGAGAUGGAUGAAUGCAUUGAAAUAUAGUAAAGGAAAGACAUCACUUGGGAGACCUAUACAAGGAACAUAAAAUUGAAAAAGAAGGUUUGAGGUUGUGCUCCUGUUUCAGGUGGUUCAUGACAAGGUCCAGCUGCAAAAUCUUAUGAGUACUGUAAUGCAUACAGAGGUUAGAGAUGUUGAAGUCGUUUCAUGGCCAGAUGAUAAAGACUGUCAACUUUUCAAGGACUUUGCUCCAUCAAGUCACUUCAUUUUAAUCCAAGGAAUGGAAUGUUUGCCAAAUGUAUAAGCAGAUUAAUACGAAUAGUGGUACAGUGUGUACAUUGCAGUUACUUCAGCCAGACUAAGAGACUGCUGGAGGAGGACGAGACACUUUACUGCAUCUCCGCCUGGAAUGACCAGGGUUAUGAGCACACCAGCAGUGAUUCAAGCUUGUUAUACAGAGUGGAAACCAUGCCAGGGCUCGGAUGGACCCUUAAGAGCUCUCUAUAAAGAUGAGCUGGAAUCCAAAUGGCCAACACCUGAGAAGCAUAAACAGGAACAAUUAUGAAGAAUUAAUUGUAGAUGUGAUCAAGAGAGGUCUUGUUUUGGAUCAUGGAAAAUCACUAUUUGAGGAGAACUUCAUACCAGACAAAAAGUGCCUCAAGAUCUGGCACCUUGAUAUUCGAGGUCAUCACAAGAGUAUGUGGAGACUGCAUAUGAAGGGCAGUGAAAUGCUUGUCAUUGGAGUGCCGUACUCGUAGUAUUCAUAAGUAAGACUUCUAGAAACACAAAUAUGAAUACUGUAAUGCUAAUACAAGUCUCAGUGAAAUGAUCAAUCCUUUCGAGGGUCCAUCAUUAUCAUAUCCUACUGUAGAUUGUUAUUUAUCAUCAGAAGUUAACUAGGUUCUUCUUUCAACACACAGUUGGAACCUGAAUCAUGUUAUUGGAGAUCCCAUUUUCUUCAUAAGGUUGCCUACCCAAGGUAUGAUGUAUGGUCAGAGAUGAUCUGUUUUUUGGGGCAGUUCAUGAUGACAGGCAGCAGGUUCUUCUGUCAUGUUGCUAUGUAACAAGCUACAGACCAUCAGACACCAGAAGACUGCAGUAUUCACUAUCCCAUGCAUCUCAGAUUGCAUAGUUUGAUAUAAGUUGGUUCCAAAAUUAUACCUUGUUUUUAGGUUUGCAGUUAAUUCAGGGUGGUCCAGGAUGGUUCCCUGUUGCUGUUUGGAUGAUGGGGCACUGCCCUAACACUUCUAUUAUGGACAGUGUUGUCAAACUUCAAUACUUGUUAUUAAAAUCUAUGCUUCUUUCAUUCAUUCUUCACAGAUUGCAAUUUUGCUUCAAUAAUACAGUUCUGUAUUCAUGAAAAUUCUUGAAAGGAUCAUUUCAAAAGUGUUUUUAUUUAAGGUUUUACAGACUAUAAAUGUAAAAACCCUUUACAUUAUUUCAUUUUUGAUCUCUAUGCCUGAAAUAAAAUUCUCAGCCUCUUUAAAAGACACAGUUUUCAUGAUCAGUGUUUUAAAGGUUUCUGCAAUUAAAAGAGCAAAGUUAGCAUUAUGUUAAUGACGAGAACUGCCUCGACUCAAGAUUCCUGCCCAUUUAUUUCAAUUUGGAGCUGUGUGCCAGAGUGCUGCAGCUUUUUACUUUUAGGACUACAUCCAUACCUGUUUCUGACUCUGAUAUUUUACGUUCAGGCAUUGUAACAAUGAGGUUAUGAACAAGCAUGACAGUUUAUUUCAGAAAAUUCAAACCUUAAAAUAUCACUCCAGUUUAUUUGGAACCUCAUCAAGAGAAGACUAAUGUCAGAUAGGAGAAGGUAACAGCAUUUAGAAGAUUCUUUGAUCCCACAAAGCCGUGAAGAUGAGAUAUCUGUGACACAGAGAUCUUAAUUUGAAGAUAGGACAUUAUUUUACUGCUUUACCAUCUUGCCUGUGACAACUCAUUAUGAGAAACUGUAAAGAACUGUUCUUGUUAUGCCAAAACUGUGUGCUGAUUUCUGCUCUCUGUGAUGUGUGACAAUAAAUGGGGUGUGUACAUUGUGAAUGUGUACCAGAAUGAAAAUAUUAUUGUAGAUCCAUAGAAAGAAGUAGGUAUACCAUCUGAGUUGG
Messenger RNA from Cryptotermes secundus, 2366 nucleotides. Its product is annotated as protein O-linked-mannose beta-1,2-N-acetylglucosaminyltransferase 1-like. The record is from RefSeq and is a predicted model, not a curated record. Bases 774 to 1022 code for a protein of 82 amino acids. Gene Ontology annotation, biological process: protein O-linked glycosylation via N-acetylgalactosamine. NCBI's taxonomy places the organism in Eukaryota, Metazoa, Arthropoda, Insecta, Blattodea, Kalotermitidae. The transcript has 3 exons. Gene Ontology annotation, cellular component: Golgi membrane. Gene Ontology annotation, molecular function: beta-1,3-galactosyl-O-glycosyl-glycoprotein beta-1,3-N-acetylglucosaminyltransferase activity.